Messenger RNA from Naumovozyma dairenensis CBS 421, 954 nucleotides. RefSeq names its product mitochondrial 37S ribosomal protein mS26 PET123 (gene PET123). Bases 1 to 954 code for a protein of 317 amino acids. NCBI's taxonomy places the organism in Eukaryota, Fungi, Ascomycota, Saccharomycetes, Saccharomycetales, Saccharomycetaceae. The transcript has a single exon. The record is from RefSeq and is a predicted model, not a curated record.
AUGGGUAAGGGCGCAGCUAAAUUUGGGUUUAAAAGUGGUGUUCUGCCAGUAACAAGAUCCAUCCUUAAGAAUCCCACUACCAAGCAAACUAUCCUUAUCUCUAAAGUUAAAGCAGUAAAACCAAAGGGGGUAGAAGGUGUUGGGUACGCUAAAGGUGUCAAACAUCCCAAGGGUUCUCAUAGAGUCCCACCAUUAAAAAAAUUCAUCGACGUUGAUACGCUGAUUUCUGACACUGUAAGACUACCUAAAUUAAAGGAUUCGCAAAAUGUAGCUGAAUCUUUAAGUAGCGAACAAUUGGCCAAGAUGAAGAGAGCUGAAAUAAGGAGGAAUUACUUGGCUGAAGCCUUUAGGAAUGAGGAGAAAAGAUUGGUUCGUAGAGAUGAAUUGGUUCAACAACGUGCAAAAAUUAUUGAACUGGAGAAACAAAAUCUUAGUGAGAAGGUCGAUAGUGAAAGUAAAGCGUCUGAUUUGACAAUACCUACUUUAGAUGCAGUGGUGAAUUUGAAAGCACCACUUAUUAGAUGGAGAACUCCGUUAGAGAAACAAAUAUUGAAAUUGAAAAGAAAAUAUAAUAGGGAUUUAAUCGAAUUUGAAUCGAAAAAUAGGAAAUUAUUGAAAUUAUUGAAUUUAUACCAUGUGGCUGAUGAAUUUAUUGUCACUGAAGAGAAAUUAUUACAAAAAAUUGAUCAAGUGUUUAGUGAUAAUUAUAGAACAAAUCAUAAUGAAUUCUUGGAUGGAAUUGAAUACCAAACGGCUAAUAAAAAGAAACUCAAUGAAGAUACUUUAGGUGAUCUCCUUUUCGGUACCGUUGGUGGUGGUAAUUUUAUAGGUAUGCCUACUAUAAAGGAAUAUUUAACAGGUGAACUGGAUGAAUUCAAUGAAUUAAUUAAACAAAAGACUAUACAGAAUAUGGAAAAUAAGGAAAAUGAUAUGCAAAACAUAAUACAUGAUUAA